This is a messenger RNA of Mesorhabditis spiculigera, 2559 nucleotides long. Lineage: Eukaryota; Metazoa; Nematoda; Chromadorea; Rhabditida; Rhabditidae. The record is from the annotation of a GenBank genome assembly.
AUGUAUCUAUUCCCCAGCACUCCGCCAUCAAUGACAGCCCUACAGUCCGCGCAGUUUUUGCUAGCAGCCAAGUAUGAUGUGGAUGGCGAUACGCGAGUAUUAGAAGAAUGGACGCUAGGCUGGUGGAUAUUUCUGAUGUUUGCUGUCUGCCUCUUCCUGUUCACAUCAAUCUGCAUGUGCGCCCUCGCCUUUUCCUUCCAUCGAGGCACACAGGUGGGCGUCUCCUACUGCUACGAGCUGACCGAGGAGAACAAGGACAAUUUGUUGCCCAUAAAAAAGGAGGUGCAAACAAAGAUGCUGUUCGAGAUGGCUGAUAUUAUCUGUCUAUCCGUACCACAUACACAGGCGCGUGGCAAUGAUUUUCGGGUCGAUCAGCAAUAUCAUGAUCCGGCGGGCACCGGCGAGGAGCGUGACCUUGAGGUUUUUGAGCAUUUUGAGGAGGAGAAUGAGUUACCGGGCCUAACCAGCAACAAUCCCAACCGAAAUCCCAACAAAGGAGGCUGGUCGCUUCGGGAUAUGUACACGGCCAAUGAGGAUCUGGGGGUGACCAGCAGCUACAAGCCCGAUUUAUCCCAAUUUACCAAUGUAUCGGUGCCAGAGGUGGAUCGAAAGGCUCGCGAGAAUGCCGAGCGCAUUGCCCGCGAGAUUGAGCAGAGCAAUGACAGCAGGCGCAACGCCAUGCUCGAAAAUGACGAUGAUGAGCGUGACCUCGACAAGUACACCGACGAUCAAGAGUUGGAUCUGGAGGGCGAAAAAUGGCACCGCCCACGCCGUUCCAACAACGAUAAGGCUGGGCGGGAUUCACAGAAAAAUUUCGCGACUCGGCGCAUCCAGCCGAACCCUCCGGUACGCGCCGAGCGUAACGACGCGCGUCCCGUACAAAAGCAGGCUUGGUCGGCCAACAAUGAUCAGAAUCGUGGGCUUAAGAAUGGCAAGGCUCCAGCCCCGCAGAACGCGCCACCGGUCCGUCAGAACAGCAAUGACGUCCGCACUCAGCAGGCUCGCCGCACCUCUGAACUUCGCGCCUUCCACAACGAUUUUCAUCUGGCGGAGGCGCCGGCAAAAAAAGAGGCAAAGCCGGUUUCCGCUCCCCGUGCCGUUGCCAGCGCCUGGAACAAGGGCCCACCCCAGAGCCUCGUAGCCAGCUCAUCUACUCCAGAACCACCAGCCGGACCAACAACAGAGCGCCGACAAGACGCCCCAGCUCCUGUUCAAGCCGUUCAAGCUAAGAAGUCAGAACCGGAAGAGCGGCAACCGGAACCAGCUGCACAACCCGCCCCGGUUGCAAAUAAGGCACAGCCCUCAAACCAGGAAAAACUGGAGGGAAAGGAAGCUACUGCUGAAACCAGCACCCCGGCCACUGAAUCGACCCCCGAGACAGAAGAUGAAGACAAGAAACAGCCAAAAGAAUUCAAGUUCAACCCGAAUGCCGCUGCUUUCGUGCCGACGAAAAAACCGGAUACCCCCGAGGGAUAUACACCCAGCCAUACACCACGUAUGAAUCAACAACCCAUGCAUCAUCAAGCUGGCCCUCCAAUUGCGUAUCAGCCGCAGCCUACUCAUGUGUCCAGUCCGGUGGUGCUACAGUACCCCAAUCAGGGCCAUAUGUAUCAGCCAAUGCCUUAUCAACAAUACCCUCAACCGCCGAUGCCACCUCGUACUCCAUCAUUUCCGGCACCCAUCUACCCCAAUCAGCAAUUCGCGGGCCCGGUGUUCCCGGCCAACAUGAACGUCUACUACCCCAACGGCUACCCGGUCAACCCGGCAGCCCCGCAGCAGCCGCCGCAACCAAAUUUUAUGCCCCAGCUGGCGAUGCCCGGCGGUCAGCCGAUGGUGUCAAUUGCAUACAUGCCACAGCAAUAUCAGGGUCAUAUGCAGGGAGCUGCGUACGCCAACAGCCCCGGGGCACAAAACCCGCAGCAGCGCUUCCAGGCCCCGCCUCGCCCGCGGACUGCCAACGGCGUUGACAAUUUCCAAGGCCCCGCCUCUAACGCCGGCCCGGCCAACCAACAACCCCCAAAUAUGGGCCCCCAUCAAGUACCAGUAUCCCAGCUGAUGUCCGGCUACGCCACAAAUGCGUACCCCACCCAACCCCCAGCCGCCGGCCAGUUCGUCAUCGCUCCAGCUCAAGCACCGAUGUUCUACGGCAAUCAGCAAAUGUACUACCAUCAGUCGGCCAUGAUGCAGCACCCGCCACAACAUCUACAGGGACAGCCAUCCAGGAAUGAUUCUCCGCAUGACCAGGGAGUCCAGCAACAUCCACCGUACGAACACUACAACCCAGCCCAAAUGGCGCACCUUCAACAUGCCCAGCAAUUCGUCGGUCCGAAUCAACAAGCCAUGCCUCCUCCACCACCCAACACAGCUCCUGUACCUCUAAUGGAUCUGACGAAUGAUUCCGGCAUAACCCGAAGCGCCUCGCCGACUCCACGUCCCGACCAGGCGGCUCAGAAUCAAAUGACCUCCUCUUCCUCGACCCCGGCCCUCAGCUACCAAAAUGGCCCCGCCGGGUUCGCCAACAACUCCCAGCUUCCGGCCGCCAGCCCCGCUGAAAAUCAC